GUUUCUGUAAAUGGAGGCUGUUUUGUGUUUUGUUGUUGAGCGUGAAGUGUGCAAUUGAGUAGAAAUUGUUUUUUUGUUUUUAAAUGUGUCGAAAAGCCAAUAACAAAAUAGGAAAACAAAUCAAUUUCAGUUUUAAACAUAAUCAACUUGCUGCAAAGCAUAUAAUACGAGGCAGUAAAUAUAAUAAGGCGCACGCGAGCAGGAAAAACAAAAACGAAAACAGAGCAAACAGUUUUCCCCCCACUGCACGAGACGCUGACGCUGCUGACGCUAACGCUGUGAAUGCGACUGCGACGCCAGUGAAAAUACAGUUACAAGCAGAGCUUUUUAAAACUUUUGGACAAAUCACUCGAUCAGUUGGAAGUAUUAAAAAGCAGAGCUUCAGGAGGACAUUGAAGCAAUAGCAACUAUUGAGAAACCUUGAAACGCAUUCAAGCACACAUACGCACACACACAUACACAAUCAGAAUUACAGACACCCACAUAAACAUAGACAAUAGACACACACACAGACAGUGAGAGAGAGAGGCAUACGCACAAAAGGGAGCAACAUCAGGCGAAGCCAUGAGUUCGCAAUAUUCGAAUGUGGAGAAUCUGUCACCGCAGACCAUCAGACAGGUGAUGAAGGAGCUGCAGGAUAUGGAAACAACGCCACCGGAGGGAAUUAAAGUCCUGAUCAAUGAGAGCGAUGUCACCGAUAUUCAAGCAUUAAUCGAUGGUCCAGCGGGAACACCAUAUGCCGUUGGCAUCUUUCGCGUUAAACUCACGCUCAACAAAGAUUUUCCACAAACGCCGCCAAAAGCAUAUUUCCUAACCAAAAUUUUCCAUCCAAAUGUUGCGUCGAAUGGCGAGAUCUGUGUGAACACAUUAAAAAAGGACUGGAAACCGGAUUUGGGCAUUAAACACAUACUGCUUACCAUCAAAUGCCUGCUGAUUGUUCCCAAUCCCGAAUCGGCCCUCAACGAGGAGGCCGGCAAAAUGUUGCUCGAACGUUACGAUGAUUAUUCCCAACGUGCGCGCAUGAUGACAGAGAUACAUGCACAGCCGGCCAAAUGCGGUGCUGCUGCCAGCGAUGCCAAAGAUGAUGAUGGACCAUCAACGAAGAAACACGCGGGCCUUGAUAAGAAGCUGCAGGAUAAGAAGAAGGAAAAGUUGCUUAAGGAGAAAAAACGCAUGCUCAAGAGAUUAUGAGAGGCAUAAAUUGCAGAAUUACAGAGAGAGAAAGUAGGAGUAAUACAACAAUAAUGGUGAAGCAACAAACAAACAAAAAGUAUGGAGCACAUUUAGUUAAAACGUUUAGAAAACAGCAACAAGAACAGACUAAAUAUCUUAUAUGUAUCAAAAAUCAUCAGUGAUCCGUUGAAGAACAAAACAAAGAUAUAAGCAAAUACAAAAGGAAGAUAAGCAAAAUCAAAUCGAAGAGGUAAAUCAUAAAAAAGAACAACUAAAGAAAACAACUUGGCAAAUUAACGAAGAAUAAAGAAGAAGAAAGCACGAACAGAGCGACCAAGCAACAAGAUGAGAGAACCACUCCAAAGAAAAAUGCAUCCAGUUACAUAUACAAAAAAAAAAAACACAAAAAAUCAAUUAUACAUACUAUAAAAUAAUAUAAAAAAGAAAAACAGAAACUAAAACUAAACAAAAUGAAAAGCUAAGAAAAACUCUGGUUUAAAAAAAGUCUGUGCUGUUUCGGUGCGGCUAAGAAACCGAUAUUAGUUUGUAGACGGAGCUAAGAUGAAGAAAUCAUGUCCUAUAUAAUUUAGUGUCCACCCCCACCCCGCCUUCUCCUAAUUCUUCCUUCCUAUAUUCUUCAUACUUUAAUAUUUUUUUAACUAUCGUAGCAUAAAUUAUGUGUAUGUAAUUAGUUUAAACAUUUAACGUGUUAGCUCUCAAUUCCCCUCACUUCCUUAAUUCCCCCCUCACAACCCAAAAAAAAAUCAUCACCAAUGUACAGUUAUUGUCAGCUUUUGCAAUGACUUGCAUUAUUUUACAGUUUUAUUUAAAUUGUUCUCUUUAACAUUCGUGCGUUUCAAUUAAUAAAAAACUCUUAAAAUAAGAAAAAAAAAGAAUAAUAAUAAAACCAUACACACACACAUAAAAAAAAAAGAUGGAAAAAAGCAAAUAAUUUAUAUGUAUGUAUUGAGAAAAUUGUAAAUCGAAGAUCCUUGAAUGUGAUUAUAAAUCCUAUCGGUAUAUUAAUUUCCACAAAUGUUCCAUUUGAACAACCAACAAAUUCAAUUGUGUAAUAUACGAUAUGCAAUUUAUGUAAUCACGUUUUUGGCCACUUCGCACAAAAACGUAGUAACAUAUUUUUUGGUUAGUUUUUUAGGUUAUGUACUAAUACAAAAUUUCAAAAAAAAACAAAAAAAGAAAGAUAAAAAUUAAAUUAAAAAAUUAUGUGCCCUUCAGAUGAUGAUAAUACGAAAACAUUUCUUAUUGCUUAACUGCUAGAAGAUUUCCAAAAACGCAAUCUCUCAAUUCAAUUAUCGUAGUAGUUAAA
Drosophila innubila is the source of this 2500-nucleotide messenger RNA. RefSeq names its product ubiquitin-conjugating enzyme E2 S. The transcript is spliced from 3 exons. NCBI's taxonomy places the organism in Eukaryota, Metazoa, Arthropoda, Insecta, Diptera, Drosophilidae. The record is from RefSeq and is a predicted model, not a curated record. Bases 565 to 1191 code for a protein of 208 amino acids.